AUGAAAGACAAUCUAAACAUGAAUAAACGGAUGCUUUCGGGUGUCGAUGGAGGCGCUGGUCCUUCUCAGAAGAAAGCUCAUGUUUCAGGACUAGUUAAUACAACCACAAUAUCUGGUGGAAAUGGUGGUGGAUUAAAGAAAAGUCAACAAGGUGAUGAUAACUUGAUUUUAAGUGAUACACCUCCAUCAACUAGGAUUAAAGACCAUACUCAGAAUACUGGUCAUCGUCCUGUGACUUCGUGCACUCACUGUAGACAGCACAAAAUUAAAUGUAAUGCAAGUGAUAACUUCCCAGAUCCUUGUUCAAGAUGUGAUAGAAUGGGUUUGAAUUGUGAAAUAGAUCCUCAGUUUAGACCUAAAAAAGGUUCUCAAUUGCAAAAUCUACGGAAAGAUGUAGAUGAUAUGAAGUUGAAAAUUGAAAAUUUAUUGAAAAAUGAUUCUGUUAUUUUAAAUGCAUUGAAGUCUGCUCCUAUACAAAACAAUACAGAGUUUAUCGAAGCACUGAAAUUAUUACAGAAUAGUCAAAUUCCGCAGCAACAAGAUGUUGAUCCAAAUAUUGGCAGUGUAACCACUCCUUCUAAUGUCGGUUGUCAAUUUUCUAAUAGUAAUUCUGGGCCAAAUUCAAAUUCAAGUUCAAAAAUUUGUGCACAAACUUAUUUGGCAAAGAAACCACCUUUAUUGAAUUCUACUCAGACAUCAUCAAUUUCUAACGCUCCUAGUUCAACUUCUUCAGAAUCAUCCAGCAAAUUAAAGGAAAAAUCUCCAUUUGUUAUAGCAACAACAAGUACAAUCGAUCCGUUACCUUCUCCUUAUGGUAACGUUGAUGAAUUUGUGCUUGGUGAAGUAAGAAUAUCUAUUGAAAAGGCUAAUUACUUGCAUGAUUUAUUCGUCGCAAAAUAUUUACCUUACUUCCCUAUCAUGACUUCAGUUUCGGCACAGAAAUUGUUUGAUCAAUCUCAGUUAUUAUUUUGGACUGUUAUGUUAACUGCCUGUUUGUCAGAACCUGAACCAACAUUAUACAAUAAGCUUGCAAAAUUAAUAAAACAAUUAGCGAUAGAAACUUGUUGGUUAAGAACGCCAAGAUCUACUCAUAUUUCGCAAGCUUUGUUGAUACUGUGUACCUGGCCACUACCGAAUCAAAAAAUUUUGGAUGAUUGUUCUUAUAGAUUUGUUGGUUUAGCUAAAUCUCUCUCACUGCAAUUAGGUUUACACAGAGGUGAAUUUAUUUCAGAAUUUACCAGAUCACAGACUUCUUUACCUAAUGCUGAAAAAUGGAGAACUAGAACUUGGUUAGGUAUUUUCUUUUCUGAGGUUUGUUGGGCAAGUACUUUAGGUUUACCAUCGACUUCUCAAAUUGAUUAUUUAGUUGAACAAGCAAGAAAUGGUAAAGACGAAAUUGAUAAAAGCAAGGGGGAAACUUCUGAUUCGCCUUUGAAGCAUACUACAGAUUUAAGCUCUACUACCGCUGAUGAGAUAUUUACCUUGCCAAACCAGUUCAGAAGAUUGAUAUGUUUGUCUCAUUUCCAAAGUAAGUUAUACAGUGUGAUUGGAUCAAGUAUCAGUACUUCUGAUGGUUUAUUAGAACCUAGAGAUAGAGCAAGUGCAAUUUCAUUGAUGGACAGAGAAUUAAAAACUUUAAAUUCAAGCUUGAAUUUUACUGCGGAUAAGUCUGUAGAGAUAUAUUAUUUAUAUGUGAAAUUGACAAUAUGCUGUUUCGCAUUUCUACCGGAAACCCCAAGGACAGAUCAAACUCAAUAUAUCACUGAAGCAUAUUUAUCUGCAACAAGAGUGGUGACACUAUUAACUCAAAUGUUAGAAACACAACAAUUGAUAGAAUUACCCAUCUAUGUAAGACAAAGUGUUACAUAUGCAGCAUUGAUAUUAUUCAAGUUACAAUUAACACCAUUAAUGACCGAUCAAUUCAUAGACUCUGUUCGCCAAUCUAUUGUUACUGUACAUAGAUUAUACAGAAACCAGUUAACAGCAUGGGCGACCAAAGUUGAGAAUGACAUUUCUAGGACAGCAAGUGUUCUGGAAAAAUUGAAUUUUGUUUUGAUUACUCAUCCUGAAGUAUUUGUUGAAGCGGACGGUAUCAUUUCUCGAAUGAGGUCACACUUGACUGGUUCUUUAUUCUAUGACUUGGUAUGGUGUGUUCACGAAGCUAGAAGAAGAGAAAUGGAUCCUAAGUACAAUGAAGAAGCAAUGCAAAGGUUAGAUGCACUAAGAAAAUCGGCCAACGCACAUCCAGCCUUGGAUCUCAUAGGUAAGAGAUUGUUCCCAUUACCAUUUUAUAAUCAAAUAUCAAGAGAAGAUUUCAAGACAAUUUCAAAGACUACUCCAGGAGGUACCACAGUUACAAAAUUGGUUCCAACUCAAAAUGCAUUAAAACAAGCCAAGGAAAUGGCAUUGAGUAAGAAAAAUUUCGGUGGUGCUGUUAUGGAAAUUAAUGGUAUACCAUUAUCUAUGCUAAACGAAACAGGUAGCGUUAAUUUAGAAAGUGUGUUCCAACAUGUAAAUAAUCCAAAAUAUAACACAGUUUCUGAAAGCGCAUCUGUUCAUUAUGAGACACCUGUAAAUAUAGAUAACCAACAACAAUAUUCAUUCACAAGAAGUAACAUUGCAUUAAAUUUAGAGACUAGUUUCCCACAAUCAUCAUCAGAUAUUAAUUCCUCUAAUCCGAAGAAUCAUUUGCCAUAUUUGCAGGAUCAAACAGGAGAUGUAUCGAUGCAAAGGUCUAACAGCAUUCCUGCACCAAAGAUCAGUGUCAAAGAUGAAAUCAAUAAUAACAGCAAGCCAAUCUAUAAUAAACCAAAUGUAUCUGAUUCUUUAUUUAGUAAUAUGUCGAAUUAUCCACAAAAUAUGAAUAAAGAAUUAAAUAAAGUUUCGAAUACGAAUACAAAUUCAACUGGAUUAAAUUCACCAAAUUCUGGUUUAAUCUCAGAUAAUAACAAUUCUGCAGCAUAUGCUAAACUAAACCAAUUUCUACAGAACAAUGGGUUAUUGUCAAAUACAAACCCUGUGAACAAGAGUAAUACUGCUAAUAUUAGUGGGCCUAAUAAUGUAAAUUCACUAUCCGAUUUAGACAACUUCUUUCUGCAGCAGAGUACUGGUUGGCUAGAGGGUAACUCCAUAAAUGAUGAUUUCUUAGGGUGGUUUGACAUGAAUAUGGAACCAGAAUUCUAA
Messenger RNA from Vanderwaltozyma polyspora DSM 70294, 3183 nucleotides. It is a transcript of the gene SEF1, whose product is annotated as Sef1p. Gene Ontology annotation, molecular function: DNA-binding transcription factor activity, RNA polymerase II-specific; transcription cis-regulatory region binding; zinc ion binding. The transcript has a single exon. The record is from RefSeq and is a predicted model, not a curated record. Bases 1 to 3183 code for a protein of 1060 amino acids. Gene Ontology annotation, cellular component: nucleus. Gene Ontology annotation, biological process: DNA-templated transcription; regulation of DNA-templated transcription. NCBI's taxonomy places the organism in Eukaryota, Fungi, Ascomycota, Saccharomycetes, Saccharomycetales, Saccharomycetaceae.